Molecule: messenger RNA, 1733 nt
Organism: Gigantopelta aegis
Lineage: Eukaryota; Metazoa; Mollusca; Gastropoda; Neomphalida; Peltospiridae
Product: calcium-dependent protein kinase 22-like
Exons: 3
Coding region: 61-1047 (328 amino acids)
Molecular function (GO): calcium ion binding
Source: RefSeq, a predicted model, not a curated record
CGUCGGAGGCAUCAUCUAAAACGUGAGUGACUUUCCAGCGGAAUCGAGGCUUCCUUCAACAUGCUAGGUUUGCUGUCCGCCACUUUCUUCGUCGGUAAAUUGUUACAGCCAUACCUGCAACUAAGCCGUGAUGAUGCAGCGCCGACAGCCGCCAAACCGUCCAAGAGUCCUCCGCCACCAGUGGCAGCAAAACCCAUCACAGCCACAUCCGCCGCCGCCGCCGCUACCGAGAAACCGAUUGAGAGAGCCCCGGUGCCAGUGAAAGUUACCAGUAUUGCGAAGUCGUCUGCCGUGCCCGUCGCAGUUUCCAAGCCCGCGAAAACUCCAGCCGCAGUUCCGACGAAGCCGAAGUUAGCAGUACCGACGAAGAUGACCGAAGCGUGGGCUCAAAGUCAGUUCGAGAAGUUUUCUUUCGACUUUGAUGAGGCUGACACUGAUAAAAGUGGAAAUUUAUCGUAUUCAGAAGUGAAAGCGAUCUUGGAGAAGCGUGGGUGGAAAGGAACCGAAGAUGAGGCAAAGAAAAUUUUCGCUGGUUUGGACAUGACAAAAGACGGGAAAGUCACAAAAGUGGAAUAUGUUGCUGCUGUUAAGAAAAUCCCCAAAGUAGCGAUGAAAGAGAUGGCGCUACGAAGAGCAUUCAAUAUGUUGGACAAGGACAAAAGUGGCACCUUGACUCGCGCGGAGAUCGCCGGGGCGACGUCGAAAGACUGCGGCCUUGACAUGAAGGCCGAGAAAAUCUCCGACCUUCUCGCCGCUCUAGCCAAGGACGAUAAUCAGAAGUUGGACUACGAAGAGUUCUUGGCCGUGUUUGGCAUCCAGCAGGUGGGCCACGCCAUGGAGGUGGCCUUCAAGCUGAUCGACACGGACGGAAGCGGGUUUCUCACCAAGGAGGAACUCAUCAACGCCGUCAGAGCAGACGAGGAGCUGGGCAUCCAAGCGGAAAAGAUCUCCGCUCUGUUGAACGCGUGGUGUAAAGAUGACGACAAGAAGAUCACAUACAAAGAGUUCGUCAAGGUCUGGAUGGCGCAGAAACCCAAGAAGAAGUAAACACUGUGAUAAUUAAUGUUUUUGUUAUGGUGGAUUGGAAACUGACGUUAUUAUUUAAAGGAAUUUAUCUUCUAAGCACUGUUUCCAUUGGCAGAUUAUGACGACCGAUUUUUACUGGUUGAUCGGAAAUCGAUGUCAUUAUUUAAAGUAAUUUAUCUUGUAACCACGGUUUCUAUUGGCAGAUUAUAAUCACCGAUUAAAAUAAAUUUGUAUUGGUCGAUUCGAAAUUGACGUCAUUUAAAGUAAUUUAUCUUGUAACCACUUUUUCUAUUGGCAGAUUAUGAUGACCUAUUAAAACACAUUCUUAUUGGUUGAUGGGAAAUUGACGUCAUUAUUUAUGGUAAUUUAUUGUUAUUUUGUAACCACUACUAGAAGUAGUCUCUUGCUCAGGGUUCCCAACACACACACACGUACGUUCCUGAACUAUGUUAUUUCUUCCAAAUCCAACCACGAAUGUAACCCAAGUCGACGGUUUACUUGCAUGAAUUAGCGUUAUUCUUUUUAGGAUAAAUACAUGCCACCUCUGUAGAGAUAUAAACUUGGAUAUGCAAUUCCAAAUAGCAAUAUCAGCUUCAUAAUUUCCGUAAGCAUUACACACCAAUAGGCCUGGUACCUUUAAUCUGAAGAGCGCCGAUUAAUUAGGCCUGUUGACAAAAUCUAUACAGAAAUAAACUGCUGGUUUUUUA